Molecule: messenger RNA, 1155 nt
Organism: Funneliformis geosporum
Lineage: Eukaryota; Fungi; Glomeromycota; Glomeromycetes; Glomerales; Glomeraceae
Source: the annotation of a GenBank genome assembly
AUGGAGGCGGGUCCUCUUUCAUCAACUAAUAAUGAUGCAUCAAAUAAUAAUAGUAUUCAAAUAGAUAAUGAACCUUAUAUCAAAGGUGGCAGCCUCAUAUAUGCAAUAUUAAGCACAGUUUCUCUCUUUUUUAUGAUAAUACUUUCAAUUAUAUACGGACGACUCGAUCACAAUCGUAUAUUUGUCUAUUUUUGUAUAUCCAUGGUUUCUCUCUAUAUACCCCACGUACUUGGAGCCUGGAUAUAUGGUGCAAACUUAAAUCAAGCACCUCAAGUAAUUUGUUGGAUUCAAGCGUUAUGGAUCAAUGCAUCAGGGAUAGCUGCAGGAAUUACAAUAUUAAUAUAUUCUUUUGAGAUUUAUAGAAGCUUGGUUUUACGCGUAACUGAAGGUGAAUGGUUACGACGAAAAUUUUAUUUGGUCAUGUUAAUAAUCAUUCCGAUAUUAGUCGGUAUUAUUCCUCCAGCUAUAUUAGCCGAGAAACCGAAUGGAAUUUUGCCAGGCCCGUAUUUUUGUGUUCUCUAUAAGCCAGAGAUACCAAUGAUUUUCAUUAGUAUUCAAGGUUGGAACACUCUAACAAGUCUUUUUGGAAUUUAUUUUUCGAUACGAACUGCUACCAUGGUUGUAAAAUUUAUUUAUAUUCGAAAAGGAGUUGUUAAACCAAAACCCUCCCCAAUACGAAAAUCUCGCAAUAUUGGAGUUGAACCUAGUACACCAACUGCAUCAAUUUCUAAUUUCCAUAAUACGCGACAAAUUGAUGAGUGCCCUCCCCUUUCUUCUAGAACUAUUGCUUCUAUACCAAUGUUUGUAUGCAUACGGUUAGUGACAUUUGGAGUUUUAUAUUGUGCUGUAACUAUUUUAGUUUAUGGAAGAAAUUUAGUUUUAAGCAUCAAAGGAACUCCUUACGAUUCUAAAAAACCUUUUAUGGAAUAUAUCAUUGCAUCGUUGGGUAUAGUAUUAUUCAUAGUUUUUGGAACUUCAAUGGAAGCGAUUAGAGCGUAUUGGAAGUUUAUUAAAAUUAUAUUAAGUUGUCAAUGUUUAAAAAUGAGGCGUGAUGAAAGUUUUAGUGAUUGGGAAAUUCAGAAAGAAAAGAGAGAAGAAAUGGAAAAGGCCAAAAAUCUAAACACUGUUCGCAAUCAGAAGAUAAUCAAGAAAUGA